AUGUUGCCGUUGGAACCUGGGGAGGCAAUGCCCUGGGUGGGAACAUAUAUUUGGGUAGCUUCUUUGGUUUGCACUCUUGCCAUGGGAGCGGAUGUUUUCCACGGCUUUAGAUUAGGAAAACUAUGGUUUCCAUGCAGGUUUUUCACAGUCAAUGCAGUUUCUAUUACAGUGAUUGCCAUAACAAUGAAGCUGCCACUAGAUUUAAAUGCAAUCACAAAUUCUGACAUCCUUGCAAAGAAUGGCAGCAUUUGUUUCUUGGUCACCAUGGUAGCCAAUUUUCUUCCUUCUUUGGGGCUUAUGGGUGACAAAGAACUUCUCAUUAACAUCAUAGCCUUUGGUAUUCUAUUAAUUACCAUACUUGUUAAUGUAUGGAUCCUAGCUUUUUCAUGGGCGGCGAGUGGUUUUGCUGGUAUGUUCAUAUUACCUUGUCUGUUGACAUUUUCGGUAGCCUUGACAGUGCCGGCAUCUAGACGAAACUUAGAACUACAAUACAAAGAGUUGCGCAGAUUGGCUCCAAAUCAUGAUGAGAUGAAUUUUUCUUAUGAGGAGCUUGUUAGUUAUGUUAAAAUGUAUUGGAUGAUGGCAGAAACAGGUAACCCCCAAUUUGUGAUAGCUUGUUCACAAAUUUCUUUUACUUUAGGGGUCUUAUGUUUUGUUGCCGCCAUCAUGUGGAUUUUAUAUCCGGAUACAUACUCUUCAUAUACUUCUAACCAAUCGGAAUCAUCAGAUUAUAAGCGAUCACUUGGGACUAUUUUUUUGGUGCAACUACUUGGGGUUUCAAUAGGUUGUCUGGCACCAAUUUUUAGAUGUUUUACUGUCAUAAGUUAUUUCAAGCCUUCUAAGAAAUGGAGCAAGAACCAUCUAAACGUCUUCAUAGUUGAGAAACAAUGGAUAGAAAGACUUCAGCAGUGGAAGGGCAUCCAUGUUCGUUCACAUAUUCCAGGCCGCCAUUGCAAAAAGGUUUUCCAUAUGGUUAAAAAUAUGAUUUUAAAUAUCUGUAUUUCACUUCAGAUAGUGGUUGCAGUUAUAUGUAAAUCGAUGUGUCUUGUUCCAAGAUGUUUCCUGAUGUUAUUCUCUUACUGUUGGUAUCUCUGCAUAUCAUUAUCGAAACGUUUUAAAUGGAGGUCAAGAGCAUCCAAUGAUUACAUAUCUGAUGAAGAGGUGAAAAAAUUUAGUAAGUAUGUUCUAUUAGCUGAAAAAGAGGCGAAACUUUCAGAGAGGAUACUGAAAAAUAUGCUUAUCUCUAUAACUAAAAUUAUCAGAGUAUCUGCAAAAAAGGAGCCUGCGAAUCUUCUGACGCUUUUAGAUAAAUCCAAAGGAUUCAAUGGAGUAGCAGAGUUUGAUGAUGAUGAAGUUCCACCUUUAUAUCCUGAAGAAACCCAUAAUUGUUGGAGCCUAGUAGCAGUAACAUUAACGACAAUUGCAAUUGCACUCCCUAACAUUUCAAAUAGCCAUGUCAAAGAUUUACUUGCUAGUAUGCAGGAAGGACUCCAAAUCGUAAGAUAUAUUGAAGAAAGCCUCAAUGAAAAUGUCGACUUGGUAGAUGCCAGCAAAGCAGCUGGACGUUUAUGGACAGAAGUUGAAGUAUACAAGAAGUGGCUACAAAUUGAUAUUCAAAAGAAGUCUAGCAAGGGAAAACCAUCAAAGAAGAUUCUUCAAUGUUUCGGUGAUGAAGCCGUAAAAAAUAUGAUGGAGUUUAAGAGGUCCGAUAAGGAAAGUCUAAAUCAUUCAUUUCAUACUUUUAUUACUUCUAGUUCCAUGUAUAGAAUUAGUCAAACCAUACUACUCCGAUACAAUAAGCUAGAAGAUUGGCCAAACGAUGAAGAAAUUUUUGAGUGGAUAUCACAAACAAUUGCAGAUAUGUUAUGUGCUUGCUUUACCAACCUACCACGUGUCAUAAAAAUGAAGUGUCAUCAUGAUGCAAUAGAGAAAAGGGGGGACAACAUUCGGAUUGCUGCUCAGCUUCUUGGUAAAUCCAAAAAUAUUCUUAAGAUCCUUAAAGAACGCCAACUUCCAAACUUAGAUAUGGACUCUAUGGCCUAUAUCAAUAAGUGGCAAGCUAUAAUACCAAAGAGUGACAUACCUAACUAUUUUACUUCUUCAACUAGAGUUCAACUUACUUCUUGGAGUUCUAAUGAAUCACUCGUAGUAACUGUAAUGUAA
Erigeron canadensis is the source of this 2163-nucleotide messenger RNA. RefSeq lists its product as uncharacterized. Lineage: Eukaryota; Viridiplantae; Streptophyta; Magnoliopsida; Asterales; Asteraceae. Bases 1 to 2163 code for a protein of 720 amino acids. The record is from RefSeq and is a predicted model, not a curated record. The transcript has a single exon.